UUCUUCUUCCUCUCGCCAGAUACACAUUCUCAAAGCUCUUCUGCAACUCUUCCAUGGAGCUUUUCGAGACGCAGACCUUUCGUACCUUCGAUCAUCCAUCCGAGAUACCUUUCCCAUACCCUCUCAACAAUGGAAACAGCGAUACCUGGGACUUCCCAGAGAUUCAAAAUUCCGAAUCCUCAACUAUCCUCACUCCAACUAACAUAGAAGAUGAAUGCAGCUCUCCAGUGGUUACAGCAGACUCCAACAACUCCCAUUUUGAAGGAAAAAGAUGCGCCUCCAGCGCAGCUGUGAAGCUUCAAAAGUUUUAUCGUAGUUACCGUACCAGGCGUAUGUUAGCUGACUCCGCCGUAGUAGCAGAGGAACUUUGGUGGCUUGCGAUCGACUUUGCUCGAUUAAACCACAGUACUAUAUCUUUUUUUAAUUUCUCAAAACCUGAAUCAGCCGCAUCUCGUUGGAAUCGAGUCAGUUUGAACGCUUCCAAGGUUGGAAAAGGGUUAUCUAAAGAUGCAAAAGCGCAGAAACUAGCUUUUCAACACUGGAUUGAAGCUAUCGAUCCUAGACACAGAUAUGGGCAUAAUUUGCAUUUGUAUUAUGAGGAAUGGUGUAAAACUGAUGCUGGUCAGCCAUUCUUUUACUGGUUAGAUAUUGGUGAUGGAAAAGGGAUUGAUCUAAAAGAAUGUCCAAGGUCAAAGCUUAAGCAACAAUGCAUCAGAUACCUUGGACCUCAAGAGAGGGAACACUAUGAAUACAUUAUUGACGAAGGGAAAAUUGUUCAUCUACAAAGUGGAAGGUUUCUGAACACGAAUGAAGAAUCGGGAAGGAAGAAAUGGAUAUUUGUAAUGAGUACAUCUAAGAAAUUAUAUGCUGGACAGAAACAAAAAGGAAGAUUUCAUCAUUCUAGUUUUCUGGCUGGAGGAUCUACUUUAGCUGCUGGAAGGCUUGAGGUUGAAGAUGGAUCUCUUAAGUCCAUAUCUCCUUACAGUGGGCACUACCGUCCGACCGAAGAAAGGCUCCAAAGCUUUUUGUCCUUUCUCAAGGAAAAUGGAGUCAACCUUGAUCAAGUUGAUGUCCAGAAGUCAAAUGAGGAAUACGAGUACGAUGAGGGGAAAUUGUUCAAGGAAGAAGUCGCAGUCCCAUUAUCUGUCACUGCUAGCGAAACUGAAGAAAGUAUUGAAGUUUCUGAACCAACCAUAACUGAUACUCAAGCUGUAACAAGGAUCAACAGCUAUAAGAGAACUUUUUCAGGUGGUCUGGAGAGUCCAAGAGCGGAUGUGCCUAGAAAAGCUAUAUUAGAAAGGAUAAACUCGAAGAAAGUAGCAAAGUCAUAUCAGCUCGGGCAUCAACUGUCGAUGAAAUGGUCAACUGGAACAGGUCCGAGGAUCGGUUGCAUUGCUGAUUAUCCUAUGGAAUUGAGAGUCCAAGCGAUGGAAUUGACAAAUCUUUCUCCAAGGAUUUCUCAUAUGCCCUUGGCUUUCAAUCUCUUAUCGCCCACAGCUGCUAAUGGGAACGCCGAAGUAUCGCGUGAAUGAAUCGUUAGUUUUAUUCAAAUGGAUUUGAGUUAAGGUUUUAAGGGUUAAAGUUGUAAGAUUAACUUCUGUUUUAUGUUGUUUAUAAGGCCAGACAGCCUUAAGGCCAAACUAAAUAAUGUGAUAACAAACUUUGUCAUGUCUGUUUCUUAUUGUAAUCCAGUAAGUUUUAAGGAAAAUAAUCUGUUUUUAAAAUA
This is a messenger RNA of Impatiens glandulifera, 1726 nucleotides long. Its product is annotated as IQ domain-containing protein IQM3. The transcript has 8 exons. Gene Ontology annotation, molecular function: protein binding. The coding region runs from base 54 to 1532 and encodes 492 amino acids. The record is from RefSeq and is a predicted model, not a curated record. Lineage: Eukaryota; Viridiplantae; Streptophyta; Magnoliopsida; Ericales; Balsaminaceae.